ACGAGUCAUGAGGAAUAGUUGUGGUAACUACGAAAAUGGCGACGACAAGCCAAAAUCCACCACCAAACAAAGGUCGUGUUCAGAUUAUUAGAUCUUCACUUCCUUAUCAAAUACUACUCUACAUCAACGGAUGGUAUUUUGCAUUUUUCUUUGUUGCAGAAAUUCUUAUAUUUGCCUUUAAAGGAGAGACAUUGCCUUUUCCCUCCAGUGUUUUGGCCGCAGAGGUCAUUUUACUUUUCAUUCUUGCUGGAAUUGAGGCAUUGCGACUGUUUUUUGGUCAAAAGGGUAAUUUAACAGAGCGGAUUAUUGGUGUUUUGACAAGCAUACUUCUCAGUGUUCCCGCUUUAUUUGGUGCGAUUUAUUUGAUACUGUGGCAGACUUAUGUUUUACGGAUUGACAUUGUGUUGUCUGCCAUUCAGCUCUGUUUCAUUUGCCUGGAAACAAUUUUUGGAAUUGUCUCGAUGGUUACAUUUGGAAGAGCAUCUCCCUAUUAAUUAGAGGAUGUGACACACGCAUGAAGAUGGGGAAGUGAUAGUUCAUUGUAACUGAAGCAAGGUGAAUCUAGUAUAGAGACAGCAAGGAGGCGGGCUUUGGAAGUCAGACAACCCAGGUGAAAAACCACUCUUCACAGCAGACCUUACAGCUCAUGAACCAUGAAGAUGAGCCAUGAAGCUGAUUUCCAUAGCAAUACAUAUGAAUCCCAUAAUUGACAAGGUGGUUGAGUAUUUAUAUGAUGCUUAUGGAAUUUUCUCAUCUGACAGAUGUUGUUAUACUGUGUGGUAUGAAGACAUGUCAUUUGUGAAAUGCUACAUGUAGUAUGAUAAUUUUAAGUGUAAGGAAGAGAGGAAAUCUGCUUGGCAGGACUUCUGUCUAAUCUAUGUGCCAAGGGACAGACCUGACGCUGUCUCAAAGGGGAUUGACAACGGGAUCAGUGGCACCUUUUUGUGUACUCUCAUUGCUGAUAUUGCCGUCCAACUUUACAGUGUUCAGUUGAAGUGAUGUGUGUUUGUUUGCUACUGACAAAGGACAAGCUGUAAAAUGGGCCUCCAAAUGGGCCACAUUUAAUGUUCAAAUGGGUGUUAGAUGUCAAUGUAGCUUAAGCCAUAAGAGAAGUGGAAACCCAUAGGUUUAGCAUUUACACUUGUAAGCUAUUUCUAGGAAAAUAUAUUUUGUAUUAAAAUAUUCUGAUAUGAAAUACAUGUCAUAUUGAAAAUUCUAAGGCUUCCUAGGUGGUGUAUAGUUUCUACAACUUUAAUUAUUGUAGGCCAGCAUUUUAGCAGGUAGAACACUAUAUAUAUGUAGUCUUGACCAGAAUAAACCAUCUUUCAAAAGUGUUAAUUUUUCCUAUGCAUGUGACAACCACAAAGAAAGGUUCCGAAUUUGAGUUUUACUGUCCUUUGAAUGUCCGUAUAAAUAGGCAUAUGAUAGACUUCAAACUACGGUGCCUUUUUCACCACAAUGUAUACAAAAUUUUGGUCACAAGACAAGUCGAAAUAUUAAAGCAUUAUGUAGACCAGUGAAAUUCUUAAAGAGUUUCUGGCACUAUGCCUUUACAAAGUGUGGCUGUGAUAUGGCGCAAAGACAUAACCAUUCUUUGUAUAGUGUGUUUCAUCCUCAUUUGUUGCUGUAUGUUAACCAGUGUUCAUGACCAUGUAUUCUUAAUAGUCCAUGGCAUGGUAGUUACUGGUAUGUUGUUGUCUUGUAAUGUUGUACCGGCAGAUUUUCCUGUCACAAAAGGUGGAACUUGUGUACGCUGCAGUUUCAUCUGUGACGUACUUGAUCUACCCACUGGGACGUGGCUCUGUUGACGCUGCAGUUGAAUGUUCAGCGUCACGUAAGUAACGCAUGAAGUCCCACUUCGAAUUUCUGCCAGUAUCCCAUUGUAGACAAACUGUCUACAGGAGGUAUAAUCGCAUAUUGAACAGCCGUUCAUUACGUUUUAUGUAAACCAUUCCAUUCUGUGUUCAAGAUUAUGGCCCCAGGAUUACAAUUUAAGAUCAUCGGUUGCUGACCAUUAAUGGUAUCAUUGUUUCUAUAUCCUUUUAUUUAGACCGAAUAAAAUU
This is a messenger RNA of Liolophura sinensis, 2063 nucleotides long. Its product is annotated as transmembrane protein 216-like. NCBI's taxonomy places the organism in Eukaryota, Metazoa, Mollusca, Polyplacophora, Chitonida, Chitonidae. The record is from RefSeq and is a predicted model, not a curated record. The transcript is spliced from 6 exons. Gene Ontology annotation, cellular component: ciliary transition zone. Gene Ontology annotation, biological process: non-motile cilium assembly. Bases 36 to 494 code for a protein of 152 amino acids.